AUGGACGCCCCGCCAGUCAAGCUGGCGGAGCUUCUCCGGCAUCCCGAAGAUCUCGACAAGAUUGGAGCCCUGAAGCUGGAGUUCACGCGCAAGAAGGCAGCGGUGGACUCGCAGCUUCGGGGUGGACUGCGCGACCAGUUGGAGACAACCCAGGCCGGCAUGAAUGGCCUGACCGAUGGCCAGAAGACGGUACAAGCCAUCCGAGACGAGAUGAUGAAGAUCGAUACCCUAUGCUCCGAGUCCCAGAACAUGAUCAAGGAUUUCGCCAGCAUCAACGUCGUCUCACAAGCCCACCGAAACUUUGGCGCCGUCGAAACCAUGGUCGACAACCUCCAAACCUUCAACGACCGUCUAAAUAGAAUUGAGAUCAUGUUGAGGGAGGAUGCGCAGGACACCAAGAACAUGCCAAAUCUACUGCGAGUGCAUUACGAGCUUACCCAGUUGCGAAACAUACGAGACGAUGCCAUGGAACAGAUACAGCGCGCCGAAGACCCGAGUUUACAAUCUACAUUGGAAGACUACUUUUCGAGACUAGAUGAUGCUAUUGAAUGGUUCGACCACCACUUCGAUCUGAUAGCGCUCGAUAUGAUCAACUUAGUUUGUGAUGGCGACGAUGGUAUCGUCACUCGCCUUGCUAUUAUUGUCGAAGCCGAGGAAAAAAGUGAUCUGAGAGUAGAGGCCCUGCAAGAAGCUCUGAAGGAUCAUAAGGAGAUGGCUACGCGAUUUCAGAGCAUAACCGACGGCGCCAAGAAGGUCAGAGGAUACAAGGAUAGGUUCCUCAAAGCCAUCAGCAUAGCUUGUGAGGAGAAGUUGGCUGAGGCGAGACAAAAAUUUCUAGAUGACCCGACAAAACUUGCAGACUCGAUGAAGUGGUACUUCAACUACCUCAAUGCGGUAAAGCAGGGAAUGGUGCAUUUGAUGCCCAAGAAAUGGAGGAUACUCAAGUUAUUCGGCGACAUCUAUCAUCAACUAAUGCACGACCUCUUAACCGCCUUGAUAGAGGAUCCAGAAGCAAGCUCAGCUCAUACGCUAGAGAUCAUCAAUUGGCCUGAAAAAUAUUACAAAAAGAUGAGGAAAUUAGGGUUCGUAGAAAGCGAUCUGAGGCCACACGUGAUCGACAACCGAGAACAAGAACUCGUCAAAGACUUCCGACAACUCAUCAUCAAAUUCCUCGACGAAUGGAUCGAUCGCAUUUUCGCCCAGGAGAAGCGCGACUUUGCCGAUCGGAACGUUGAAGGUUCGAAUCUGGAUACGGAUGAAUAUGGUUACUUCCGCACCAGGAAUCUAGUUGAUAUGUGGCGCAUGCUUCGGGAACAGAUCGAUGUGGCCGGGAACUCACAGAGGACAGAUGUCGCUGAGGGUGUCAUAGACUCGAUGUUCCUUCGACUCCGCCAACGACAGCAAUCCUUCCAAAAGAUGCUCGAAGAAGAGGCGACUAAAUAUGAAAGCGAUAAGGAAUCCGAAUUGGACGGUUUCCAAGCACUACAGGACUGGCUUGUGGCUACUGCCAACGACCAAAUGGCCUGCAUAGACGACAACGAGGAAGAAGGCCGGUUUGCAUAUCUCUCUAGCUUCAAGCAGAAAUUCGAGCCAUUCGUCACGCCACAGUACAUGGAGCACGCCGAGAAUGAAAUGAACCUUUUACGAGACGGCUACGUCGACUUCAGCACAUGGUGCAUCAACAAAUUCGCCAAACUAGUCAUAUCGGUGGAUUUCAGGACAGUCAUCACGACCUUCUUCACGCCGCGCUGGUACGAGACCAUGGCCAUGAAGCAGAUGAUCGUGACCUUCGAAGAGUACGUCAGCGACUACCAGCAGGUGCUGCACCACUCGCUGGUGGACAUCUUCGUCGAGAUCUUCGCGGACGAGCUGCUGGUGCGGUAUCUCAUGUGCGUGCGCAACAAAGGCGCCAAGUUCAAGCGCACCGACCCGUUCCAGGACAAGAUCUUCAACGACAUCUCCACGGCCUUCGAGUUCUUCCGCGCCCUCCCCAACCCGGACGUCGGCAACACCAUUACCCAGACCUGGCGCGUCACGGAGUACUUCUUGCAGUUGCUGACUUCCGAGAAGGAGGCGCUGCCGGAUGUGUUUCAGGAUUUCAAGUCUAGAUACUGGGACCUGCAGAUCACGUGGGUCGAGGCCGUGCUGAGGUCGCGCGAUGACUUUGAGCGCAGCAUGCUUAACGCGGUUAAGGCGAGGGCGGCGCAGAUGGAUGUCGUCAGGGGGCCGGAGACGAUCAUGGGGAAAGUCAAAUAA
Molecule: messenger RNA, 2256 nt
Organism: Xylaria bambusicola
Lineage: Eukaryota; Fungi; Ascomycota; Sordariomycetes; Xylariales; Xylariaceae
Product: exocyst complex component Sec6
Exons: 1
Coding region: 1-2256 (751 amino acids)
Biological process (GO): exocytosis; exocyst localization
Cellular component (GO): exocyst
Molecular function (GO): SNARE binding
Source: RefSeq, a predicted model, not a curated record